AUGGAAAUUUCUAAAAAAAUUAUACAUUCUCUGAUACCUGUUACUGGUUCAGAAUUUGAAGUUUUUGAUAAUGUUACUGAAAAUGUCAACUCAACCUCUAUAAUGUCUCUUCCAAUAACUUCAAUUUUAAUGCAAGUUUUUUCAAUGGUUCUGCCAUUUAUUCCUCCAAUAGUUCUACCACUUAUUCCUUUAACGGUUCUGUUACUUAUUCCUUCAAUAGUUCUAUCACUUAUUCCUUCAACGGUUCCAUCACCUAUUCUUCCAACGGAUGAGUCUAUCAACAUUGAUUCUCUAAUUCAGACUGAGAUUUCUAUCAACAUCGAUUUUCAUAUAUCGCCUCAAAUUUUAGAAUUAUCUAUUGGAAAUUGUUUUGCUUCUUGA
Molecule: messenger RNA, 381 nt
Organism: Funneliformis caledonium
Lineage: Eukaryota; Fungi; Glomeromycota; Glomeromycetes; Glomerales; Glomeraceae
Source: the annotation of a GenBank genome assembly